Messenger RNA from Beta vulgaris subsp. vulgaris (sugar beet), 846 nucleotides. RefSeq lists its product as uncharacterized. Bases 1 to 846 code for a protein of 281 amino acids. The transcript has 2 exons. The record is from RefSeq and is a predicted model, not a curated record. Lineage: Eukaryota; Viridiplantae; Streptophyta; Magnoliopsida; Caryophyllales; Amaranthaceae.
AUGAAGCCACCUUUGGGCUAUGAUAAAGCCACUUCUGAUGAGGUGUGUCAUCUUAAAAGGUCUCUUUAUGGCCUUAAACAGGCUUCCAGAGAUCUUCAAGGUGAAUUUAUUGUUUUGCUGGUUUAUGUUGAUGAUAUGCUCUUGACUAGCACUUCACAAACACAAAUUGAUGAAAUAAAGGUUGCUUUGGAUCAAGCCUUUACUAGUAAAGACUUGGGUGAACUCAAAUAUUUUUUCGGGAUUGAGAUCAUUAAAAAUACCUCAGGAAUCAUGCUUAGCCAGAAGAAGUACAUCUUGGACAUGAUCAAAGAUUUAAAUCUUGAUCAUUCUAGACCUGUUAGCACUCCUUUACCUAAAGGAUUGGGUUUAUCUACUGAAUUAGGUGAUGUAUUAGAGGAACCAGAACAGUACAGAAAGUUGGUUGGUAGGUUGUUGUAUCUUAACAUCACAAGGCUUGAUUUAUCUUAUGCUACUCAACACUUAAGUCAAUUCUUAAGUUGUCCCAGGAAACCACAUUUACAGGCAGCAAUGUAUGUUGUUAGAUACUUAAAAAGUACUCUUCAUCUUGGAUUGUUUUAUUCUGCCACCAGUGAUGAUGUGGUUAAAUCUUAUAGUGAUGCAGACUGGAGAACAUGUUUGUUUACUAGCAGAUCUCUAAGUGCCUACUGUAUUUUUGUUGGGAAUCAUUUGGUGUCUUGGAAAACUAAAAAGCAGAAAACUGUCAGCAAGUCAUUUGCUGAGGCAGAGUAUGGAAGCAUGUCUAGUACUGCUUCUAAAGUGGUUUGGCUUGAAGGAUUAUUGCAAGACUUAAAAGUGCAUGUUUCUCUUCCUAUUUAUCUAUACUAA